Aricia agestis (brown argus) is the source of this 1941-nucleotide messenger RNA. It is a transcript of the gene Bcat, whose product is annotated as branched-chain-amino-acid aminotransferase, cytosolic. Gene Ontology annotation, molecular function: branched-chain-amino-acid:2-oxoglutarate transaminase activity. The transcript is spliced from 8 exons. The record is from RefSeq and is a predicted model, not a curated record. Lineage: Eukaryota; Metazoa; Arthropoda; Insecta; Lepidoptera; Lycaenidae. The coding region runs from base 294 to 1574 and encodes 426 amino acids. Gene Ontology annotation, biological process: L-leucine biosynthetic process; L-valine biosynthetic process. Gene Ontology annotation, cellular component: mitochondrion.
CAGAUCGUCCGUUAUCGUUUUGACGAUCCGCUGUGAUGCUGCAACGUUCGCGCUGAUUGUGAAUGAUACGUCAAAGGUCAUAUCUUAUCGCGUCGCUCCUUAGAAUUGUUUAAAUAUUGUGCGGUGGUGUAAGUGAAGUCAGUUAACUCGCAACCGCCGGUGAACGAGCAUAUUUAUACUGUGAUUGUCGAAACGUAGAGUUCGAGUACAAAACGACUGUGGAUUAAACAUAAGUGCUACAUAUAGUAUUACAAAGUGAUUUUAUACGAAUACGAUAGUAAAAGUGAUUCAAAAUGCCUAUCCGUCGUAGCAAGGUCCUAGUGAAAUGGAUAUACGAGAACCAGCACAAGAUGCAGACGGUGCGGCGCUGCAGCUCGUCGUUCCAGUACAAGCUGGCCGAGGACAGCCCGCUCGAGCUCGCGCCGACCGACUCGCAGCCGCGCCCGCAGCCGCAGCCCGCACCUGAACACUCCUUCAAAUAUGAAGACAUCCACGUGAGGCUAGCGGCGCCAUAUCAGUUGCAACCGAAACCGGAGGCGAGCGACCUGGGCUUUGGGAAGUACUUCACGGACCACAUGCUCAGGAUCGAGUACCAUAAGCACCUGGGGGGCUGGCAGAAGCCCGAGAUCACCCCCUUCGAGAAUCUCUCCCUGCAUCCCGCGGCCAAGGCGUUGCACUACGCGAUACAAUUGUUCGAAGGUAUGAAGGCGUAUCGGGGCGUAGACGACAAAAUCCGGUUGUUCCGGCCGGAUUUAAACAUGGAACGGAUGAACUUAGCCGCGGACCGGUCCGGCCUGCCGAUGUUCGACGGGGAGGAGCUGAUCAAGUGCAUGUCCCGCCUCGUGCAGAUAGACCAGGAGUGGGUGCCGCACUCGGAGUCCUCCACCCUGUAUAUGCGACCCACGCUCAUCGGAACUGAGGCAACGUUCGGCGUGAUGCAGCCGGAGUCGGCGCUGCUGUUCGUGAUACUGAGCCCGGUGAGCUCGUACUACAAGACGGGGACGGACGGCGCCGUGUCCAUAUUCGCGGACCCCGGCGUCGUGCGCGCCUUCCCCGGCGGCGUCGGCAACAGGAAGGUCGGCUCCAACUACGGACCCACGAUAGAGACGACGGCGCGCGCGGCGAAGCUGGGCUACCAGCAGGUGCUGUGGCUCUUCGGCCCCGACCGCCAGCUCACAGAGGUGGGCGCCAUGAACAUAUUCGCCGUCUACGUCAACGAGCGAGGAGACAAGCAGUUGAGUACGCCGCCACUGAACGGCCUGAUCCUGCCCGGAGUGACGCGGCGGUCGAUACUGGAGCUGGCCAGCCAGUGGGAGGACGUCACUGUCAAGGAGGAGGUGCUCACCAUGGACAGAAUAGUCGAACUCAACAACAAGGGACGGCUGCUGGAAAUGUUCGGGGCGGGGACGGCCGUGAUAGUGACUCCCAUCAGCAGGAUCGGUUUCCUGGACGCGAACAUCGAGAUACCGACCAUGAAGCAGGAGCAGCCGCUGUUCCAGCGACUCAAGGACACGCUGCUCGCGAUACAGUACGGCCACAUAGCGGAGCACCCCUACACCAGGGUCAUAUCGUAGUGUCCCGGCGACUGUUAACAGUGAUCAGACUCUAGUGUGGACUUGGGGCUCGAUUCGCACCCAAAUGGCCCCCGAGUUUCGAUUUCGCGCGAUCGUUAACUUUAUAUUUAUUCAAGUAGGUUUAAUCGCUCGAAAUAUUAAUUUGGACUCUUAUUUCUCUAUGCCAUUUUCGUGUGAAUUGGGUUUAAGAACAGUAGCAUAAUGUUCCGCAUUCUUUAGAUAAACGUAAGAUAAAUAGAUCGAAUGCGGCCUAGUUUGUUCUGUCGUGUCGGUUGGACGAUGUAUAAUGUUUUCAUACUCACAUUGUAAAUAAUAACUCCUAGCUAAUUAGACAUUUUUGUAUAUAUUUUAGGUCUACUUAAUUAAA